AACCCAGGAGGUUGGAUUCAUCCCUGUGUAAUGGAUUGUUAUGGGAUGUUAACUACAACUGAGCAACUUCAUCGUAGAAAAGAAGGAAAAAUUGGUGACAAAGAAAUCCUAAUGCAUGUCGUCAUAAAAGAAGUCACGAAAUUACUGAUGGACCCCAACCUGGAUUGUUCAGAUCCAGAAUAUAAAAGGAUUUUCUCACUAGAUUAUGUUGGCUACAGAUUGGAAAAUGCAGGACUGGUACACAUUCCAUGUCCAAUUGGGGAAGAGUGGAUUCUUAUUGUAGCAAACUUCAUCGAUAAAUCAUUCGAUGUAUUAAAUCCUGAUUCCGGAGUAGGAAAGUUCUCCGAAGUAGUUAACACUGUGAUAUUCAAUUUCAAACAAUUAUUUGUCAAAUGUUACCCUGGUUGCUUCAAGUUCAACAUACAUGACUUUAGUGUUAAAUAUGUUCAUGUUCCUAAACAAAACUUUAGGUAUGAUUCUGGAAUUUUCGUGAUCCAAUACAUGAGGUGCUACAAUGGAGUUGAAGUAAAACAAUUCUCAAAUGUUGACUUGCAAGCAAUCCGAGAAAAAGUCUCAUGCCAGCUAGUGAUAAACAAAUUUAAUGAGCAACAGGUGCCAAUAGCACGAGAAUUCAUUUCGAAGCAUAGUAUGCUGAAACAAGGUGAUUCUGAAAAGCUGCAACCGGACAUGGGCCACAUCGUCCUCGCAUGCAUGGCAGGUAUGGCGGAGCGGGAGAAGCAGUACUACGGCCGCGCCCUCUUCAUCAAUAUCGCCGGCAACGUGCGCGUCACGCCGGAGGAUUUGGUGGCGUCUCUGGAGCAGCACUGCGAACUUCGGCCUAGGUCGGCGACGGCGGAGGUGACAAGCCCACCAUACCACUUCUUCAUCUGA
Molecule: messenger RNA, 891 nt
Organism: Lolium rigidum
Lineage: Eukaryota; Viridiplantae; Streptophyta; Magnoliopsida; Poales; Poaceae
Exons: 7
Coding region: 31-891 (286 amino acids)
Biological process (GO): proteolysis
Molecular function (GO): cysteine-type peptidase activity
Source: RefSeq, a predicted model, not a curated record